This is a messenger RNA of Durusdinium trenchii, 348 nucleotides long. Lineage: Eukaryota; Dinophyceae; Suessiales; Symbiodiniaceae. The record is from the annotation of a GenBank genome assembly.
GAGUCCAUCGAAGUGGUGUUGCAGAAUGUCUGGGUGACGGAAGUGACCGGGUGGCCAGUCUAUACUCCUUGUAGCGAGUGUCACACCAAGAUCGAUCCAGAGAGUGGUGAGUGCAAGAAGAAGAGCACUGGGUGCGCGUCCACCCCUGCAUCGGAAGUCAAGGUCCUGGCGACUCUGAAUCUGAGCGACCCAACCGGUUGCGUGGAGAAGGUUUUGGCCGAUGAGGAAGCUCUGUGCGUCAUGACCAACAUCAAACUGGAGGAGAAGGCCAAGCUGGUAAAAAUGUUGGAAAGGCAUGGGGUGCAAUUUCUUUGUUUUCGUCAACCCGUGGAUGUCGAGCCAGGCUGA